Messenger RNA from Cryptotermes secundus, 3027 nucleotides. RefSeq names its product glucose dehydrogenase [FAD, quinone]. Bases 141 to 1997 code for a protein of 618 amino acids. The record is from RefSeq and is a predicted model, not a curated record. Gene Ontology annotation, molecular function: flavin adenine dinucleotide binding; oxidoreductase activity, acting on CH-OH group of donors. The transcript is spliced from 2 exons. NCBI's taxonomy places the organism in Eukaryota, Metazoa, Arthropoda, Insecta, Blattodea, Kalotermitidae.
CGCUUCACUUCAUUCUUAACUGCUACCAGAAUUCCUUGAAGAGGUAGUUCUAGUGUUUCGUCAUCAGCUUAUACUCUACAAUCAAUUCAUAUUGUAUCAUUCAACAGUGUGAACAGCAUCAGGACGCCGUGAAGGUCAUUAUGUACAUAACCGGUUUCCUAGUGUGUCUACUUCUCAAGGGGAAUGUAGCCGCCAGAACUCCGAACAAUAGUCUUUUAGAAGGGCUGCUGAAGUUUAUACCUGAAGGAACUCGAUAUUACGAGGAGGAACCACCAGAUGCGAAGAAGAUUAUACCAGAGUAUGACUUCAUUGUGGUUGGUGCGGGCUCAGCUGGUUCUGUACUGGCAAAUCGUCUCACAGAAAUCUCUGAAUGGGACAUCCUUCUCGUUGAAGCGGGCGGUAGAGAGAAUUACGCAAUGGACAUACCUCUUCUUGCAAAUUUUCUGCCAUUCACUGAGGCGAAUUGGAAGUACAGGACUGUUCCUAGCGAUAAUGUGUGUUUGGGCAUGGUAAACAGACAGUGUUUGUACCAUAGAGGGAAAGUGAUGGGCGGAAGUAGUACUAUUAAUUUCAUGGUCAGCACCCGAGGGAACAGAAGAAAUUAUGAUCAGUGGGAGGAAAUGGGGAACACUGGUUGGGGAUACAAGGAUGUCUUGCCAUAUUUCCUAAAGUUAGAAAAUAUGACGAUCCCAGAGCUGGCUCGUGACACGAAGUACCAUUCUACCAGCGGCGAACAACCUACUUCCUACGCAACGUACCGAACUCCUUUGGCUGACGCUUUUGUGAAUGGAGGGGAGGAACUAGGUUACAAAAUAGUAGAUUAUAACGGAGAAACGCAAACUGGAUUUAGUUAUCUGCAAUCUACAACUAGAGAUGGUGCUAGGUGGGGUGCGUCUAGGUCAUUUCUACAUCCCAUAAGAAAUCGGAAGAAUUUUCACGUCAGUAAGAGGAGUCUUGUAACUAAAAUUUUAAUCGACCCAAUUACGAAAACCGCGUUCGGUGUACGGUUUGUUCGUAAUAAGAAGGAAUAUGAGGUGCGUGCUAGAAAAGAGGUGAUAUUAUCAGCAGGUGCAGUUAAUUCCCCUCAACUUUUGAUGUUAUCAGGAAUCGGACCAAGGAAACAUCUUACGGAGAUGAAUAUUCCUGUUAUACAGGAUCUGAAGGUAGGAUAUAAUCUCAUGGAUCAUCCGGGAAUGCCUAGCGCUACAUUCAUCGUGAAUCAGUCUGUGACGUAUCUCACAGAUGCAGUCAUGAGUAACAGAAGCGCUUUUCUAGAUUAUUUGUACAAUCGUCGAGGUCCGUUUUCCGUGCCAGGAGCAAGCGAAGGAAUCGCUUUCAUCGACACAAAAGACCCUAAGAAUCCAGAUGGAAACCCUGACGUAGAACUAUUUUUCCUUGCAGCAGGAAUUCCUUCCGAAGUAACGUAUUAUAAACUGCUGGGAUACACUGAUGAAUUGUAUAAUACCGUGUACAAACAUCUGGAAGGUGGUCAUUAUUGGACAGCAGUGUCAAUGGUCUUACAGCCGAAAAGUAGAGGAAGGAUUAUGUUGAAGUCUUCAAAUCCGCGCCAGAGUCCACUUAUAUAUCAUGACUUCUAUCAUAAUCCUGAAGACUUGGAAACACAGCUUCUUGCAAUAAAAGAGGUGAUGAAGUUGAGUAAGACGCAGGCGUUUCGAAAGUUCGGUUCCAAGUUACACGAUAUUCCUAUACCAGGCUGCAAACAUCUGCUGUUUGGCUCUGAUGAUUACUGGAGAUGUGUUUCGAGGCACACGGCUACAGGCAUUUGGCAUCUUAGCGGGACUUGCAAGAUGGGUCCCCAUUGGGAUUCUAGCGCUGUCGUAGGCCCCAGAUUGAGAGUGUACGGUGUAAAGGGACUUAGAGUUAUUGACGCAUCAAUCAUGCCAAUGGUUCCCACGGCGCAUACAAACAUCCCAAGCAUGAUGAUUGGGGAGAAGGGAGCUGACCUUGUGAAACAGGACUGGGAUAGGCUUGAUUGAGCGUUCCUACAAGCUUAGCUAGGCGAUAUGUGAACACUGCUUUGCAAUAUGAGGUUUAGGUUGCUUAUUGUAAGCAUAUUAUUAAAUUCAGAGUAUAAAUGUACAUACAAAUUUAUAAAUCCCAGUCCAGUGACAAUUUAUAUAAGGAUAAUACAGUAAACCGUCGUUAUAACUUGUCCGGAUGUAACAUGUUUCUUAUAUAACGGAUACAAUCUGACUGUACAGUUGCAAAUUUCUUAAAGAUGUUGACACAUUAAGAAGAGGUUUAAUUAGAAAAAUAUUUUAAAUAAAAAUGAACCGAAAUAUAAAAACCUUUAUAUAAUCACACUGGUUAUGUGUCCAUGGUAUAUUUCGGAUAAUACCCCUUCACUUUGUUAUAACGUACAUCAGUGACAACACUUACCCCCAAACCAAGCCCCUUAUUCGUCCGUUAUAACGAGGAUUUACUGUGUUUACAGAUGUUUUUGUGAGCAUUUAUGCUUCAGGAAGGUAAAAUGAAAGAAAUGGAGAAAUGUAGACGUAUGUUACCAGGUAACACGCGACAAUAUUAAUAAACUCUCUAAGUUGUAUCAUCUAAAUUUUUCUUAAUGCACAUAUACACGUUAUAUGAGUCUGCUCUGUGAAACUAAAGAAGACUGCAUUUUGUAUGCUUUAACAUAUUUACAGGGUUCAUGAUAAAGUAUCAUAUUAAGUGGUACAAAUAUUAACAGUUCAUGUACCCUGAUCUGAAAGUUUUAAAUGUUUUAUAAGACUUGUUAUCUAGCUUCUAUACAAUAUAACAAUGUUGUCUGCUUGAGAGAAAUUGAGUGAUGCGUUCACUGAAAAAAAAAGUAUGAGAGAAUGUAGCGUAACACCUAAUGCUUUAAAGCGGAGCCAUCUAUUUCGUAACAUGUAGGCACACAAAUGUGAAUCACUAAAUGAAACGAAAUAUAAUUGUUCGUGAUUUAAGAAUGUAAUUAAUAUAAAGAAAAUACAUUUAUUUCAGAAAAUGAAUAUCAUUUUAAAUUAACAUAUAAGAUUACAAAAUGAG